AUGCAAGCUCAAACUCCGGAGCAGCAGCAGCAGCAGCAGCAGAGUCUAUGGAUCAGGAGUUCUACCCACAGUCAGAGAGAUGUCACGUCAGAAGAAGAGAGGGAAGAUGAGGACGAGGCUUUUUCAUUUGGAUCAACUCUGUCUGCUUUCCGAGCCAAGGAAGAGCAGAUUGAGAGGAAGAAGAUGGAGAUACGGGAGAGGGUAUUUGCCCGACUGGGCAGAGUCGAGGAGGAGAGCAAAACGCUGGCAAUGAUCAGAAAAGAACUCGAAGCCGUGCUUGAUCCGACAAGGAAGGAAGUGCUAGCCAUGCGCAAAAAGAUCGACAUGGUGAAUCGCGAGCUGAAGCUUCUGAGCCAGAACUGCCUCAAGAAGGAGAAAGAAUACAUUCAAGCUCGCGAAGCAUUCGAUGACAAGAACAGGGAGAAGGCACUGCUCGUCGGCAGACUAAUGGAGGCGGUUAGCGAGAGUGAGAGAUUGAGGAUGAAGAAGCUCGAGGAGUUGAGCAAGACAAUGGACUCCAUUCGAUAAAUAUCAGAUGUUUUAUUUUAUUUUUUUCUAUUUCUCACGAAAAAGACGGCAAUUGAAAUGUUGAAGAAAUUCAAAAUGAGUUUUUUUUUUCUCGUUUCAUUGGAUUGGUAUUGUUUUUGAGAUAUUUAUUGAAACAAUUGUGUUGUGAUCA
Molecule: messenger RNA, 679 nt
Organism: Zingiber officinale
Lineage: Eukaryota; Viridiplantae; Streptophyta; Magnoliopsida; Zingiberales; Zingiberaceae
Product: RAB6-interacting golgin-like
Exons: 4
Coding region: 1-528 (175 amino acids)
Source: RefSeq, a predicted model, not a curated record